CGAUUUCAAAUGUCUUUAUCAAAAUUCAAGAUUUCUGAUGAAAUUAAAAAAAGAGGAAGUUACAAGCCACGGAUAAAAGCAAAGCUAAACACGCACCUUCUUUUAACAGAAGAUAAUAAAAUUAAGCUUAAGGAUUUGCUUGAUAAUGGUGCACCUGAAAUAGUUGAAAAGGAAUGGGAUUUAUCCGACAAAGAUCAAGUUGUAAAUCGUGAUCAAUUGCUUAAAGAAAAUAAUCUUAACCUUGAUCCUGAUGAUGUUGCAUCUGGUUCUCGUAUUCCAGCAGCUCGUUAUCCCUAUGUAGGGUGUCUUGCAUUUGUUACAAUUUUCCUUCGUAAUAAUGAAAUUUGUGGCAUUGCGGGAUACCUAAAACAUUCUGACCAAUGUGUAAUUUCCCAACCACAGUGUGAUCCACCAUAUAGACUCUUACCAUAUGUGAAAAAAAGCGUUGAAAACUUACUAGGUCUUAAUGUAAGAACUUCAGACAUCCUUGCUCAAAAUGCCAGAAUCGUAAAAAAUGUGUUUAGAAAUUAUACUUUAAUCGGAAAUUUCAGAACGCUGCUUACAGCAAUGGAUAUUACAAAUAUUAAGAAGCAAAUGCUACGGACAAGCUGGAAUAUAAAUAUCAAACAUGAUGCAGCAAAGAACUUGGAUCAGUUGCUUGGACCAGACGCUGAUCAAUCUGAGCUCAAAGAUGCAUGCUUACAUUAUCAACCUCAUACUAAAGAAACUGACCACUUAGAAAUCAUUAUUUGUACCUGCGAACAACAAAAAUAUGCAUGGAAGUAUGGUCAUCAAAGCCUUAUCCUU
This is a messenger RNA of Cetraspora pellucida, 807 nucleotides long. The record is from the annotation of a GenBank genome assembly. Lineage: Eukaryota; Fungi; Glomeromycota; Glomeromycetes; Diversisporales; Gigasporaceae.